CGGUGGCCCCAGGAGCGGUUGCCGCGGGCACCGGGUGGUGACGCGGCCCGAGGGCGGAAGUGAGAAAGUUGCCGGCGUCCCGAGACAAGUUGGCGGAGCUGUGUGCGAGCGGCAGCGAUGGGGGGUUCGGGCAGUCGCCUGUCCAAGGAGCUGCUGGCCGAGUACCAAGACUUGACGUUCCUGACCAAACAGGAGAUCCUUCUAGCCCACAGACGGUUCUGUGAGCUGCUUCCCCAGGAGCAGCGGAGUGUGGAGGAGUCACUGCAGGCUCGGGUGUCCUUGGAGCAGAUCCUCAGCCUUCCAGAGCUCAAGGCCAACCCCUUCAAGGAGCGAAUCUGCAAGGUCUUCUCCACUUCCCCGAGCAGAGACAGCCUGAGCUUCGAGGACUUCUUGGACCUCCUCAGUGUGUUCAGUGACACAGCCACCCCAGACAUCAAGUCCCACUAUGCCUUCCGCAUCUUCGACUUUGAUGAUGAUGGAACCUUGAACAGAGAAGACCUGAGCCAGCUCGUGAACUGCCUCACAGGAGAGAGCGAAGACACACGGCUCAGUGCUUCAGAGAUGAAGCAGCUCAUCGACAACAUCCUAGAGGAGUCCGACAUUGAUAGGGAUGGGACCAUCAACCUCUCCGAGUUCCAGCAUGUCAUCUCCCGCUCACCAGAUUUUGCCAGUUCCUUUAAGAUUGUCCUGUGACGGGAGCCACAGCAUGUGUAGCAGCAACCUGUUGAAGAAUGGCCACUGCUGAGCCGUGGUCAUGGUUACCCCCUGUGUUGUCAGCACUGGCCAAGCUGGUCCAGCCUGGAGCUGAUACUGCGUGGUCUUGCCCGGGGCUGUGGAGCGCCCUCUACGUCAGGGCCUUUCCCCUUCUCACUGUCAUCGCUCUGUUUGUGUUCCUACUAAUCACUAAUAAAGGUUUGGAAGUUUUGA
Messenger RNA from Dama dama (fallow deer), 927 nucleotides. It is a transcript of the gene CIB1, whose product is annotated as calcium and integrin binding 1. Gene Ontology annotation, molecular function: calcium ion binding. NCBI's taxonomy places the organism in Eukaryota, Metazoa, Chordata, Mammalia, Artiodactyla, Cervidae. The transcript has 7 exons. The coding region runs from base 118 to 693 and encodes 191 amino acids. The record is from RefSeq and is a predicted model, not a curated record.